AUGUCACGUUCCAAUGCAACCGGCUCCCCCAAUCCCUCCACCUUCAUCUUGUUGGGCAUCCCUGGCCUGGAGGGGGCCCAUGUCUGGAUCUCCAUCCCCUUCUGUGCCAUCUACGCUAUAGCCCUCUUGGGGAACUUCACCAUCCUGUUUGUUGUGAAGAGGGAGCCGAGCCUCCAUGAGCCCAUGUACUAUUUCCUCUGCAUGCUGGCCAUCACCGACCUGGUCCUGUGUACAUCUACCAUACCCAAAUUGCUGAGCAUCUUCUGGUUCAAUUCCAGGGAGAUCAAUUUCAGUGCCUGCCUCACCCAGAUGUUCUUCAUUCACUGCUUCUCCAUAAUUGAGUCUGGGCUUUAUGUGGCCAUGGCGUUUGAUCGCUACGUGGCCAUCUGCCAUCCCCUGAGACAUUCCACCAUCCUGACAAACCCUGUUGUAGCCAAGAUUGCCCUGGUCGUGGUGCUGUGCAGUACAAUGCUUGUACUGCCCUGUCCCCUCCUGGCCAGACAGUGGCCAUAUUGUAGAACCAACAUCAUCCCCCACACACACUGUGAGCACAUGCCUGUAGUGAAGCUGGCCUGUGCCGACAUCCGCAUCAGUAGCUAUUAUGGCCUCUUUGCGCAAAUCUCUAGGGUUGGUAUUGAUGUGCUUUUUAUCACUAUGUCCUACACCCAGAUCCUCAGGGCCAUCUUCCGCCUCCCCACAAAGGACGCUCGGCUCAAGACUUUUGGGACUUGUAGUGCCCACCUCUGCGCCAUCUUAACCUUUUACAUCCCAGGUCUCUUCUCCUCCCUCACAACUCGGUUUGGCCAUAAUUUGCCUCUUCAUUUCCAUGUUCUCAUUGGCAAUUUGUACCUCCUGGUGCCCCCCAUGCUGAACCCCAUCAUCUAUGGGGUGAGGACCCAACAGAUUCGGGCCAGGCUGCUCCAGCUGUUUCCUCAGAAAGGGACUAAACUUUUGUCCUUUGGCUCGUCUGCCUGA
Pelodiscus sinensis (Chinese soft-shelled turtle) is the source of this 975-nucleotide messenger RNA. NCBI's taxonomy places the organism in Eukaryota, Metazoa, Chordata, Testudines, Trionychidae. The record is from RefSeq and is a predicted model, not a curated record.